Messenger RNA from Alligator mississippiensis (American alligator), 3320 nucleotides. RefSeq names its product MAX network transcriptional repressor (gene MNT). Bases 196 to 1911 code for a protein of 571 amino acids. Gene Ontology annotation, molecular function: protein dimerization activity; DNA-binding transcription factor activity, RNA polymerase II-specific; RNA polymerase II cis-regulatory region sequence-specific DNA binding. Gene Ontology annotation, biological process: regulation of transcription by RNA polymerase II. The record is from RefSeq and is a predicted model, not a curated record. NCBI's taxonomy places the organism in Eukaryota, Metazoa, Chordata, Crocodylia, Alligatoridae. The transcript has 6 exons.
UUUUCCUUGUUGUGUUUCUGUUACUCAUCGCCAUCUUGUUGCAAACCCUUUUCUUGUCUGCAAGACUCGCCGGGGAUUGGGCUGGGGGGGUGCUUUGCAGGGGCAUUUUUGCACGGGGGGACAGACCAGGCGAAGGAACCCCCUCUAUCCGAGCCUCCGGGAUUGUGGCCCCUCCACCGCAAGGCAGCCCGAGAGAUGAGCAUUGAGACGCUGUUGGAAGCAGCCAGGUUUCUGGAAUGGCAAGCCCAGCAACAACAGAAGACACGUGAAGAAAACGAAAAGCAUGAAAAGCUCCGUCUAGAAAGAGAGGAGGAGCAAAAGGCCAGCGUCCCAAGGGUUAACCAUGCCAUUCACGCCGAGGAGCUGCGCAACGAAAUCCCGGCAGUGCCCAUUUCUCCCCCUGCACCAGCGCCACCUCCUCCCCCACCUCCACCGCUAGCUGCUCCUAUAUCCGUCAUUCCCAUCCCUGUCGUCACAAGCCCCCCACAGCAAGCAGCCCAGACCACCCUGUCCCCUCCGCUCAUACGCCACCAACCCCUUGUAAGCACUCCCAGUGUCAGCAAGGAAGCGUCUUCAGUUGCACCUGUUAUACAGAGACCGUCUGGCCCGUUGCUUCCUGACGUCAAAGCUGCUACACCCCCUUCUGGGAGCCCCAAGCAGUUACCGCAGUAUGCAGCGCCAGUACUGGCCAUCUCUCAACACCACAUGGUGCAGCAGCCCAUCCAGCCCCAGCCUCAGCCGCAUCAACCUCUGCAGCAGCAUCAGGCACCAACCUCACAGCUCAACACUCUUAAGCUGGCUCCAGCAGAAGAGGCCAAACCAAAUGAGCAGAAGAAGCGACCUGGAGGGGUUGGGACCAGGGAAGUGCAUAAUAAAUUGGAGAAGAACAGACGUGCACAUUUGAAAGAAUGCUUUGAGACAUUAAAACGCAACAUCCCCAACGUAGACGACAAGAAGACCUCAAACCUCAGCGUUCUAAGGAGUGCCUUGCGAUACAUCCAGACUUUAAAGAGAAAGGAGAAGGAAUAUGAACAUGAGAUGGAGCGGCUGGCAAGAGAAAAGAUUGCUACCCAGCAGCGACUGGCAGAACUGAAGAACGAGUUGAGCCAAUGGAUGGACAUCUUGGAAAUCGAUAGAAUUAUUCGGCAGACAGUUCAGCCAGAGGAUGACCAGGCAUCUACCUCGACUGCAUCAGAAGGUGAAGACAACAUUGAUGAAGACAUGGAAGAUGACAGGCCAGUGAACUCAUUACCAAAACUAACCCAGCGCCAGCACCCCGAGCUCCUGAAAGCCGUCCCUUCAAAUGCUGCUUCACAUCACCCAGCGGUUUUGCCUCAGCACCUGUCUAUACAGCAGAAACAAACCCCACCCCAUGCGCAACCUCCCAUCCAGACCCAGGCACUGGUCCAGCCGCAGGCGAUUGUCCCUGCACAGACUCACAUCGUGGCGGCCUCAACAGUGCAAUCGACUGUUAUCGCCCACACGGCCACCACCCAUGCUUCAGUCAUACAGACUGUCAACCAUGUGAUUCAGGGUCCACAGACCAAGCACAUUGCUCACAUUGCACCUUCCACGUCCAGCCCUGUACAACUUACCACUGCUGCUCAGCCUAUUGGCCACAUCACUGUGCACCCGGCUACCAUAAAUCACAUGACCCACCUUGGCCAGCAGUUACCCAUAUAUCCUCAACCCGUGGCUGUCAGCCAACCGGUUGUGAGUCAUAUCGCUCACACUAUUUCUCACCAGCAAGUAAAUGGAACCACAAACCUAGGCCAGCAAGCGGUGAUGACCAAGCCUGCUGUAGGAACCCAAGUUGUCCACCAUCAACAGUUAGUUGGGCAAACAGUCCUAAACCCGGUAACUAUGGUCACCAUGCCGUCAUUCCCAGUGAGCACACUGAAGCUGGCCUAGAGCAGGAAGCCCUUUGGUAAAAGUCUUUGGCGGGCAGCCUGUCCCGAAACUCCAUACAUUCCAACCACGUCUGAUUCCAAGGAAGAGAAGUGCAGAAACUCUGUGAAAACAGGAAGAGAAACACACAUGAGGUUGGGAGUGUCACGUCCAUCUUUAACCCUUCAGUAUCCAACCUGGCAGUGGUAAUGAAAAACAGGGCUUCUCUGCACUUGAAUUUUGCUAAUCAGAGAAAACUUUAAUGACAGUUGUUCAUGGUGAUUUUUUUUUCCUUUUAUGUGUAAUCAGUGAAAUAUGAAUAUGAUGUUCUUAAGACUUUAAUUUUCCCCUUACAUGUGUUGCUUCUUUGUAGAAUAAAAAAAAAAAAUGCUGAUCUCAUUACUAAGACACUGCGUAGAAUGAUAAAAAAGUAAUAGAAGUCUAUAUUUAUAUGUAUGUAUGUAUAUAUAUGUACCUGCUCAUAGCUACAUAUAUGUGUAUAUACAUAUAUAUAUAUAUAUAUAUAUAUAUAUAUAUAUGAAAAAAUAUAACAUUGAAGAAGGCUUAUGGUAAGGAUGAUUGUUUGCUGGAUUAUUAGACGACUUCAAAUUCAUUUUUGGAGGAAGAAGGCAGAGUGUCCUCUUUAAACAAGGAACGUUAAAGACAGAUGGUUUGGUGGACCAGGGUACAAAUAAAUGAUACUAACAAAUAUAGUAAACAAUGUUAAAGGUAUUUCCCUUCAGCAUAUUACAUUUCAAAAAACCAUCUAAGAUCACUGUGACUUGUUAUGGCAUUUUAAGGAAAUUCUCUGUCCUGUCUAAUAAAAGGAAAAAGAAUACACAACUGGACUUCAUUUGUUGGAAUUUCAUAAAUGACUCGAUUUUAGUUACGUUGAAAUAAGACUUAUCUUUUUUUUUAUUUCAACAGUUUAAAAUAUGUAUUGUUUCAAUUUUUUUUUCUGCUAACGCAAUAAUUGAUUUUGCAGAACUCUCUCUGCACAGCUCUAUUUCAGGAUUCCUCACACCAGUUCCAUUUCCUAAAAGCAUUUUGACGGAGGCAGUGAUUUCAAGCUCGCAGCUUUGCAAUAUAGCUCACUGGUCUGGUGGAAUGGAACCUGGGACAGGGAAGCUGAUGGAAAAUAAGUUGAUUUUUUUUUUUUCCUUCUUGAACUGACUACGUUUUAGUGCAGGAUAGCGAACGGAUUAGAAAAGGGAUAAAUGCGCACGUGGAAUGCUCCGAAGCUCGAGUGCUUUUGAGAGCUUUUUCUUUAAAAAAAAAGAAAAAAAAGAAAUGAAAUUUAGUUUUGUAUAGGAUAACAGUAUAUUCCAUUAAAUCAGUAUGUAUAACCUCACAGUGUGUCUUUACACAAUACAGUGAAACCUGCACUAAAGAGCAACCCUCUCUUAUCUUAAGUCACCAUCUUCUGUUCCAUC